Acanthoscelides obtectus is the source of this 1678-nucleotide messenger RNA. NCBI's taxonomy places the organism in Eukaryota, Metazoa, Arthropoda, Insecta, Coleoptera, Chrysomelidae. The record is from the annotation of a GenBank genome assembly.
UCUCAAUUAAAUUUACAUUUUAGGUUAAGUUCUUUGAACAUUUGGGUUUGGUUAGUAGUUAGCUUAAAAUCUAAAAAUUAAAUGAUAAAACUCCGAUACUUUAGGGCAAAAUGUUUUUGAAGAAAUUAUUGAGGGUUGGAUCUACCUAUUGCUACUACAGAGCUCAUUCCAAACAGUAUACGAGCUUCAUACGGACUCUCCGAACUUCAUCGCUACACUGUGAACAAAAGCAAGAUAAAGACGAAAAGGAAUCUAAAGCCCUGAUACAGCGAGAUGCCUUCGACAGAAUUGAGUCCAAAUCGAAACAGACCUAUUUAGAGGCAAUCAGGAUCUUUGUAAAUGAAGAUCACAUAUAUCGAAGGGGUCAUGUUGAGUUCAUAUAUUCUGCUAUGAAACACAUGGAAGAAUUUGGUGUUCAUAAAGACCUGGAAGCGUAUAAAUCAUUGAUAGAUGUCAUGCCAAAAGGAAAAUUCAUCCCACAGAACAUUUUUCAAGCAGAAUUCAUGCAUUACCCCAAACAACAGCAAUGCAUCAUAGACCUUUUGGAACAGAUGGAAGACUGUGGUGUGAUGCCAGACUUUGAAAUGGAAGACCAGCUUCUGAACAUUUUUGGAAAAAGAGGUUUCCCUUUACGAAAAUACUGGAGAAUGAUGUAUUGGAUGCCAAAAUUCAAAAAUCUGUCACCUUUCCCUGUACCUGAUCCAUUACCAACUGAUACAUUUGAACUAGCCAAGUACGCUAUCGAGAGAAUUAGUGGUGUUGAUGUAACCACUGUAGUGACAGUAUAUCAGACAUCAGAUGUAAAGGAUUCUAUAGAUGACACGUGGAUUGUCAGCGCCCAAAGUGGCACACAGAAGAAGUUAUUGCAAGAGCAUGAUGUUACUGAACCUCUAUAUGUUGAAGGGCCUUUCAAAGUUUGGAUCAAAGGUAACCUCAUAAACUACUUCAUCCUACGCACGAAGCCAAAACCGAGCCCAGAAGAUGACGACGUCAACCUUGACGACGUCAGCAACCUGAAAGUGUCACUGUUCAAUCUACGGCCCCCCGUCGGCAAACAUUUGAAAAAGAUCCCGUCUGUGCAUGAACAGGACGAUGGCACAAUAUUUUCUUUGUGCGCAACGGGCACGUCAAGUCAGGAUUCGUUGUUAUCAUGGAUCAGACACUUGGAGAAUGAUGGAAAUCCUAAGUUGGGAGAAGUCCAAGUAGUGUUUACGCUUAAAACUGGAACCAAGGAGGUUGCUAAAGUAGGGGAUGAGGAAAGUCAGGAGAAAAUUGAGGAUAAAUAGUUGGAGUCAGGAAGAUGCAUGAAGAAUGUAUCAUCUUAUAGAAGGCAUUUUAAAAGGCAGAUGCCUGGGAACAUAACCUCAAAGUGUGAUUUUAUUCUGGAACAUAAUCCAAAAUUGUUCCUCAGUAUACAUAGAAAUCCAUAUACCACUGACGUCGUAAUGUGUACGAGACAGAAGCGUGCAAUACGUAUGUUAGAAAGAGAUAGAAGUAUCACGUUGCCUAGCAACGAGAGUGGCGAGGCCACGGAUGCAGCUGCGGCUUCUCGCGUUUCUGUCUCGUUAGAGAUAUUUGGAUUUCUCUGUACAGGAAACCUUGAGGAAAUGAUAGGAUCAAAUGCUGAGCUGUUAUUUUGCUUAUCUUGUGGACUACCUGUAAUAAACUGUUGAACGUU